Cornus florida is the source of this 1209-nucleotide messenger RNA. RefSeq lists its product as uncharacterized. Bases 1 to 1209 code for a protein of 402 amino acids. The record is from RefSeq and is a predicted model, not a curated record. The transcript has a single exon. NCBI's taxonomy places the organism in Eukaryota, Viridiplantae, Streptophyta, Magnoliopsida, Cornales, Cornaceae.
AUGAAUGCAGUGAUGCAACUGUUAUCGCCUGAGAAGGUAAAGGCAUUAUUUCAACGUCGUAAGAGAAGAUAUAUUAAACGUGAUCGAGAGGAAGCAGCCCAACGGCUAUUCCAAGAUUAUUUUGCUGAAAAUCCCACUUUUCCACCUGAGAUGUUUCGUAGACAAUUUCGGAUGCACCGAGAGUUGUUUAUUCGCAUUUUAAACGGUGUUACAGCAUAUGACGAAUGGUUCAUCCAGAAGCCUGAUGCCUUCGGUUGUAUGGGUUUCACUCCUAUACAGAAGAUGACAGCUGCAAUACGUAUACUCGCAUAUGAAAUUUCAGCAGAUCUUUGUGAUAAGUACAUAAAGAUUUCUGAAACCACUGCGGUUAAAAGCUUGAAGCGCUUUUGUGAUUCUGUAAUUGCAGUGUAUGCAGGGCAGUACCAACGCACACCGAACGAAAAAGACAUUGCACGUCUGCUUCGAGAAGGGGAAGAAAAAGGUUUCCCAGGUAUGCUUGGCUCUAUAGAUUGUAUGCAUUGGGUAUGGAAGAACUGCCCUACAGGGUGGCAUGGCACACACAGGGAAAGAAAUCAUAAGCCUACCCUUAUAUUAGAGGCGGUUGCAUCAAAAGAUCUGUGGAUCUGGCAUGCUUUCUUUGGUAUGGCUGGUUCAAACAAUGACGUGAAUGUCUUAGAUCAUUCCCCGGUAUUCAAUAGCCUGAUCAAUGGCACAAUGCCUCCGAUUAAUUACGAGAUAAAUGGGCAUCGACGUACAAUGGGGUAUUACUUAUCUGAUGGUAUUUAUCCCAAGUGGACAACUUUGAUUCAGACCAUCCCACACCCAACAACUGUCAAAGAGAAAUUAUUUGCUAAAAAACAAAAAGCCGUUAGGAAAUAUGUUGAACGAGCGUUUGGUGUGUUGCAGAUCAGGUGGGCUAUAACGCAAGGACCUGUGUAUUAUUGGGAUAAAGAAGAUUUAAACAAGAUAAUGAGAACGUGCAUCAUAUUGCAUAAUAUAAUCAUUGAAGAUGAGCGUGGACACAUUUUGCAAUGGACACCUCCGCCAGAUGAGCCAAUAUCCCUCCCACAAUACAUUCGAAACCCAACAAUGUUAGCGGCACACAUUUCCGGUCAUUUUAGAAGAAUUCGUAAUAGAGCGGAUAAUGCUAAUCUCAAGAGACAUCUGAUGGAACAUUUGUGGAAUCAAUUUGGUAAUGAAGAUGUUUAA